Messenger RNA from Hevea brasiliensis (rubber tree), 1308 nucleotides. RefSeq names its product proteasome subunit beta type-7-B. Gene Ontology annotation, cellular component: proteasome core complex. The transcript has 9 exons. Gene Ontology annotation, molecular function: threonine-type endopeptidase activity. NCBI's taxonomy places the organism in Eukaryota, Viridiplantae, Streptophyta, Magnoliopsida, Malpighiales, Euphorbiaceae. Bases 195 to 1016 code for a protein of 273 amino acids. The record is from RefSeq and is a predicted model, not a curated record.
CCGAGUAAGAACCGAAUUGGCAAAUACUUCCUAAACGUGACCCAUUUUAGCAAAAGAACUCUUUUCUUCUCCGCUAGGUUACCUUGUCUAAAGCCAAAAUAAACCUCCAAAUCGAUCCAUAAUUUUCAGUCGAGUGUGCUUUUUCUUGAUUCAAUUACAGUGGGUUCAGAAUCAGAUUUUCCAGUUUCUAAAGAAUGUCGAAAUCGGCGGUAGAUGUUCCUCCAAUGGGUGGAUUCAAUUUCGACCUCUGCAGAAGAAACGAUAUGCUGGCGAAGAAGGGAGUUAAUCCUCCAUCCUUUAGGAAAACAGGAACUACAAUUGUUGGCAUAGUUUUCCAGGAUGGCAUCAUUCUUGGGGCAGAUACUAGAGCAACAGAGGGACCCAUAGUUUGUGAUAAGAAUUGUGAGAAAAUUCAUUAUAUGGCACCGAACAUUUAUUGUUGUGGUGCAGGAACUGCUGCUGAUACUGAGGCUGUAACAGAUAUGGUCAGUUCACAGCUGCAGUUGCAUCGCUACCAUACCGGCCGAGAAUCAAGGGUUAUUACAGCAUUGACUCUUCUUAAGAAGCAUCUUUUCAACUACCAAGGUUAUGUCUCAGCUGCUUUGGUUCUUGGUGGGGUUGAUUGCACUGGGCCUCAUUUACAUACUAUAUAUCCCCAUGGAUCAACUGACACAUUGCCGUUUGCUACAAUGGGCUCUGGUUCUCUUGCUGCAAUGGCUAUUUUUGAAUCAAAGUACAGAGAAGGCUUGAAUAGGGAUGAAGGUAUAAAGCUUGUAUGUGAAGCAAUAUGCUCUGGUGUAUUCAAUGACUUAGGAAGUGGAAGCAAUGUUGAUGUUUGUGUUAUAACAAAGGGACAUAAGGAAUAUCUGAGGAACCACAUGUUACCAAAUCCACGUACCUAUAUCAGUUCAAGAGGGUACACUUUUCCAAAGAAAACUGAGGUCCUUAUAACAAAGAUUACGCCAUUGAAGGAUAAAGAGGUGGUUAUUGAAGGGGGUGAUGCAAUGGAAGAGUGAAAAUCAUCAGCCUCAUUGUUGAGAUUUUAACAACUUUAUUAUGUACUUUGUGGCCUCUGGGAUGACAGCCUCUUCUGUUCUUUCCUGUUUCUAAAAUCUCAGUGAAUCCAUAUUGAAACGUUUUUGCCCAACACUAGUGCUAUUCAUGGUUUGGUGGGGAGAUUUUCUAGGUGAAUCAUCAGUCUUUUAAGGAAUUUGUGUGUUCCAUUACUUUUUCUGUUUUUCAAUAUGGCACUAACUGUAAUAGUGAAGACGUUCUAGCAAUGAAUUCUGAACCUUCUUUUUCCUACAA